This is a messenger RNA of Cynocephalus volans (Philippine flying lemur), 1911 nucleotides long. It is a transcript of the gene HSBP1, whose product is annotated as heat shock factor binding protein 1. The coding region runs from base 137 to 364 and encodes 75 amino acids. Gene Ontology annotation, biological process: cellular heat acclimation. NCBI's taxonomy places the organism in Eukaryota, Metazoa, Chordata, Mammalia, Dermoptera, Cynocephalidae. The transcript is spliced from 4 exons. The record is from RefSeq and is a predicted model, not a curated record. Gene Ontology annotation, molecular function: transcription corepressor activity. Gene Ontology annotation, cellular component: nucleus; cytosol.
ACGACCCCCACAAUGCCCCGCGGUCCCGCGAGCGGCCUGUCUCGUCGCGAGAAGCAGCGGCUGGGGGCGUCUGCGCGGACAAACGGAAGUGUGGGUGACGGUCUGAGACAUCACCGCCAAGCUGGGAACUGGGGAGAUGGCCGAGACUGACCCCAAGACCGUGCAGGAUCUCACCUCGGUGGUGCAGACACUUCUGCAACAGAUGCAAGAUAAAUUUCAGACCAUGUCUGACCAGAUCAUUGGAAGAAUUGAUGAUAUGAGUAGUCGCAUUGAUGAUCUGGAGAAAAACAUCGCAGACCUCAUGACACAGGCUGGGGUGGAAGAACUGGAAGGUGAAAAGAUACCCGCCACACCAAAGAGUUGAAGGUUGCUAAUAAUUUACACUGAAAUCUGGAACGCCGUUUUUCCAAGCCAAGAGAAGACCGAAUGGCUUUUUCAGCUAACUGUUAUGUGUAGACAGGUUUUGUAUUAUGAAGUGUGCGUUCUUAUCACCGACUGUAUAGUUAUAGAGUGAGUUUCCCCCAGUUUCUUGAACAUCUUGGACCUUGGUCAGUUGUGCUAUUAUUAAACACUAAAACCUUGGCAGAUCCUGCAUAAAAUGGUCAUAUUUUUUAGUGUACUUUUGUGAAAUCAUUUUUUCCUGCCAUUCCUUUUGUGGUGGUUACUGUUUAGUAAAAGUUGCUGUGUAAUUUUUUUUAUUAAACAAAUAGUAGAUUCUUCGAUUAUAGGUACACAUGGUGAAGUAAGACAUCUGUAGAGUUUAGGGUUCUUUUCUUCUCAGCACAAAGUGACUGAGCUAACACCAAAUAGUGUGUAGGCAAUACUUUUGAAAUGGCAGAAAACAUUUAAAAAUUGUUUAUUCAGAAAUGUCUGACACUGCUCUGUUGCCAAAACUCAUAAUUGAACCAUGACUUGUAAUUGGAGAUCAGAUGCUAAAGUCAGUGAAAAGUAACAUCUGCCACAUUACUGGGUUAGAACUUUUAAGAUACAGAAAAUAACUGAAUAGCCUGAUGUAAUAAGGCAUUCGUUUGUUAGAGUUUUGCAUGAGAAUCUAAUAUUUCAGUAGGACGUUACAUUGCUCAUCUACAGUGUAAACAUAUCUGUAAACAUAUCUGGCAGGAUUUUAAAACUCAAUUACUCCCUCCUUUCUUUGAGCUACUGAUUGAAAAAGAAAAAGACCGUUUUAAGUUGCUUGGCUAGGAAAUGAUAAAUGGCUCAUAGUAGGCUCAAGUUUUUAAGAAACACUAUUUUACUUAAACUAUUUCUUACCUAAAUUCUUGUAAAGUAACAAUUUUAUUAUUGAUUCUAGAGAAAGGGAUGAUAAUUCUUGCCAUCAAAAAUGCAGUGUCAGGAAUGCUAAGCCUAGAGGCCAGUAUUGAUGACCUGGAAUGCCAGGCAUGUGAUUGUCACUGCAAAGUGAUUUUGUAUAACAAAAACUUGAAAAAGUUGAGGAAUGGUAUGGCCCUUCAUAGAAGGAAACCCUCCUUAAUGAAAACAGGAUGAUUUUUUUUUUAAGUUUUCCAUAUCACCAGUCUUGUUUGUAUUGCAACUAUAUAAUUAUUUGUCCUAUUUACAAACUAUGUGGGGAACACAAAAGAGUAAAAUUCUUCUGAAAUAAAAUGAACUUAGCACUAUUAUUACCAGCUGCAGAAAAUCCUUUGAUCAGACCAGCAAGUUGUGCUGCAGGGUUUAGCCCAUGAAUGGCCCACUCACACAGGGCUCUGACCAGACCAGCUGAAACCUGAGUGAAGGUUGUUUUCAAGCCUCAUAAACAGCAAAUGGAGAUAUGGCUGUUGUAAGGAGAGUUGGGACUUAGGAGUUGGCUUCCUUAAGUAACAAAGAUUUCAAAGGCAGGCCCUUUGACUAAAAAUACCUGCUAUGAAUAAAGGUGCCUGAAAUCCUGCUAUUAAA